Aspergillus candidus is the source of this 3508-nucleotide messenger RNA. Its product is annotated as putative NRPS-like enzyme. The record is from RefSeq and is a predicted model, not a curated record. The coding region runs from base 330 to 3437 and encodes 1035 amino acids. NCBI's taxonomy places the organism in Eukaryota, Fungi, Ascomycota, Eurotiomycetes, Eurotiales, Aspergillaceae. The transcript is spliced from 4 exons.
GCCCAAGUGGCCCUUGAACCUGUAUCUGGCCGAGAUGGCAUCUACCUACAGUGACCCGUUAGUGUGAAUGAAGAAGCGGUUCGAGGCUCGACACAUCACCGCUAUUGCAUCACUGCGUCGGAUCCCAAAUAGCGGGCCCAGCAAGAAUAUUCACUAGGUUCUGGUCGCUCUGGCAUCCAUCCCUUCGCAUUUUUCCAGAUCGCACACACCAGGGAACACGGUGUCCCGGUUGUAUUCUUCUAAUUACUUCUACUGAGUGUUACAUCAUCCUGAAUUAUCCCAACGACCUCAAUUAAACACCACAGUGGGAGUCAAUCCCAUUCUCGACAAUGGACCGACCGGGUGCUCUUGAUGUUGGAAGAAGGCUUAUGCCUCAAGUCAUUGACAGAAUGGCCGUGGAAAGUCCGCACAAAGUUGUCUGCGUCAUGCCCCGCAACAGUGACCAUACCCAUGGCUACAUCCCUCUCAACUUUGAGCAGCUUGCCCACGCCGUGAACUACAUGUCGUGGUGGAUUGAGGAUACCUUUGGAUCGAGGAAAGGGAGCUCAAUGGAGGCGCUUGUAUAUUUGGGCGCCAAUGAUGUCCGUUACUUAGUUAUGGUCAUGGCGUGUAACAAGACUGCUUAUGAGCCUUUGCUUUUGUCCACUCGGAACUCGCAAGCGGCUCAAUCACGUCUACUCGAGGUGACUGGGUGCACACGUGUUGCCUUCAGUACAGAGCGUCGUUUUAAUGCAGAAGAGAUUGAAGCCGUGGCACCGAAUAUCUUGAGUAAAGAAAUCCCGUCGUUGGAAGAAAUGAUACACCGCGAAACAACAGGGUACAUCUUUGCGAAAGACUUCCGCGAGGUGAAGGACGAGGUAGCCUUCAUUGCCCAUAGCUCAGGCACUACUGGGUUCCCCAAACCCAUUCGUCUCACCUAUGGCUAUUUUGGAGCUCUGGACCAUGGCGCACACGUCCCUAUCCCCCCUGGACGUACCGCUGGGGUGCCGGACCGAUUGAGUAGCGAUGAUCUUAUUAUGGCCACCACUCCGUUCUUCCACCUCAUGGGGUUUUCUUUGCUCAUUAUGGCGGUGUUCCACGGCAUCCCAUGCGUGAUCUUACCGGACCGCCCCCUGUCAACAACGCUCUUGACUUCGGUACUUCGGGACACACAACCAACAGCAGCCCUAUUCCCACCGUGCAUUCUGGAAGACAUGUUGAAUUCUCCAGAGUCCAUGGACGCACUCGCUGCUCUAAAACGUGUAUACUUUGGGGGCGGUCCACUUUCCCCAGACAUAGGUCGCCGGGUUUCCGAGCGCGUCCCUCUCAUCAGCUUCUUGGGCAUGACAGAAGGUGGCUUUGUUCUCUCGCUAGUUCCCCUCGACCGGUAUGACUGGAAUUAUUUUGAAUGGAGUGAGACAUUUGGAAUCCAGAUGGUCCUUGUGGGCGACGGUCUAUUCGAGAUGACGAUCCAUCGCACAGCUAGGCCUGACCUCCAGCCGAUCUUCCACACAUUCCCCGAUCAAGAAGUAUACCACACGAAUGACCUCUACAUACCACACCCGACCAAAGCAAAUUUGUGGAAGUUUCACGGUCGCCAUGAUGACGUGAUAGUUUUCAGCAACGGGGAGAAGUUUAAUCCAGUCACGAUGGAGAAAAUGGUCGAAGGACACCCAUUGGUAGCGCGAGCGAUCGUCGUCGGAAAAGGCAAAUUUCAGACGGCCCUACUAUUAGAACCUUCACGGUUGUACUGGGAUGGGCCAGAACUGACGCUAGACUCAUUCAUCGAGAAGGUAUGGCCCGUCAUCCAAAACGCCAACCGCAUCAGUCCCUCCCAUGGACGCGUCAUGAAGAAUCGAAUCACCGUGGCCUCUCGCAGCAAGCCGUUUAGUACGACGCCAAAAGGCAGCACCCAGCGCCGGCUAGUGGCCCACGAUUAUCAGAACGAGAUCGAGAGCGUCUAUACGCGUCCGGCAUGCCAGGACUAUUCCCACCCCGUGCCCGCCGACCUGGUCGGUAUCACAGUGUUCGUUCGCACCGUUGUCUCCGAUUGCCUGGGUGUCUCUGGAUUCACUGACGAGACUGACUUCUACACUGUGGGGUUUGACUCAUUGCAGACGAUGCACGUGAGUGCUGUGCUUCAGCGCGCUGGGUAUCAGAUUGCUACACCGCAGAUGAUCUACGGCCACCCCACUGUGGAAAGCCUGUCAAGCAUGCUCUCUUCCGCCCCACCUGGAUCGAGUCAUCAUACCAUCUCUCGACACCAUAGAAUCGAGGCUUUGGUCAACAAGUAUACCAUGGGUCUCUCCGCACCCAUUGAUUACAAACACAAAAUGUGCACGCCGGGCAAACAUGUUGUACUCCUAACCGGCUCCACGGGCUCGCUGGGCAGCUACCUGCUCAACGACUUGCUUCAUGACAAUACGGUGACAACGGUGUAUUGUCUGAAUCGCUCCUCCGAUGCCCCGGGGAAGCAAGUAGAGAGUUUCAGACAGAAGGGUCUCAAUACAGCAGCCCUUUGCAGGGUCAAGUUCCUUCAAUGUUCGCUAAGUGACAAAGGACUAGGGAUUCCGGCAGCGAGCUACGCCGAAAUGAUCCGGUCUGUUGAUAUAGUGAUCCACAAUGCGUGGCAGAUGAACUUCAAUCUCUCGCUCGAUUCCUUCGAGGGGCAAGUCCGGGGAUUCCGUUACUUGAUUGAUUUCGGUUUGCAAUGUGGCCGCCCCGCCCGUGUAUAUUUCAUGUCGUCCAUUGGCGCUGUGGGUAACUGGAAGGCCGCACGGGGCGACCUGGUGCCGGAGAUUGCGAUUGAUGACGCUCAAGUUCCAUUGCGAUCGGGGUAUGGAGAAGCCAAGCACGUCUGUGAGCGCCUCUGUCAGGCCGCUUCCCAGCGCGCCGGGUUGCCGACAACCAUCCUUCGGCUAGGGCAGAUUGCCGGUCCGAUGAGCGAGGCCGGCAUGUGGAAUCCAUCCGAGUGGCUCCCGGCCAUGGUGGCCACAUCCAAAACCAUGGGCAAAGCUCCUAGCACGCUGGGAACGGCACCGAUGAAUUGGAUCCCUGUGGAUCAACUUUCCACCAUUAUCCUAGAAAUAAUAAACACUGGUUUUUCCUCUGGAUCUGCGCCACAAAAAUCUCAUUGUCGUGUUUUCCACGUGUCGAACCCCCAGGAUACCGCGUGGGAGCCGCUAUGCACCUCCAUCUGCCAGCAUUACGGAAUCCACCCGAUAGAACUACGACAGUGGAUCACUGAUCUUGAGAAGAAGUCGCCGUCCGCUGCGGAAAUUGCAUCCAAACCGGCGGUCAAGCUUCUUGACUUCUACCGAGGCUUGGCGGACGGUGCUGGCACACUCGCAGUGCCGAUGAGUAUAAGACACGCCCAGGCGGCCAGUCCCACGCUGCGGUCAUUGGGACCAAUUACUCCUGCCAUGAUGAUUAACUGGUUGAAUCAAUGGAACUUCUAGAAUCCCUGGCUCUGUCGGUAUUCGGGACCAGCACUACAUAGUGGAUAGCAAUUAGAUUUUGGUGGUCCUCG